This is a messenger RNA of Myotis lucifugus (little brown bat), 1895 nucleotides long. RefSeq names its product phosphatidylinositol glycan anchor biosynthesis class B (gene PIGB). Gene Ontology annotation, biological process: GPI anchor biosynthetic process. The record is from RefSeq and is a predicted model, not a curated record. Gene Ontology annotation, molecular function: alpha-1,2-mannosyltransferase activity. Bases 38 to 1660 code for a protein of 540 amino acids. Gene Ontology annotation, cellular component: endoplasmic reticulum membrane. The transcript is spliced from 12 exons. NCBI's taxonomy places the organism in Eukaryota, Metazoa, Chordata, Mammalia, Chiroptera, Vespertilionidae.
CGCCGGAAGGGGGCCCGGGACCUGCAGCACCUGCGGGAUGGAGCGGGAGCCCGGCGACGGCAGCCUCUUCUUCCGCGGCCUCCGGAACCGCUCCCGCGAGAAGGUGAAGCUGCGGAAGAGAAAGUCGGCCUUGUACCUCGGCCCCCAGGAGAGCUCCCGGCGCCGCGGUCUUCUUGGUGAGAACAUUUAUCUGGUCUUGUUUACCAUAGCAUUACGAAUAUGUAACUGCUUUUUAGUGCAGACAAGUUUUGUUCCAGAUGAGUACUGGCAGUCUCUUGAAGUUGCACAUCAUAUGGUUUUCAAUUAUGGUUAUUUGACCUGGGAAUGGACAGAAAGAUUGAGGGGUUACACUUACCCCUUAAUCUUUGCAAGCAUGUACAAGAUUCUGCAUCUUUUGGGGAAUGAUAGUGUUCAGUUGCUGAUUUGGAUUCCUAGACUUGCCCAAGCACUUCUGUCUGCUAUAGCCGACUUGAAACUUUACUCAUUAAUGAAGCAACUAGAAAAUCAGCAAGUAGCAAGAUGGGUGUUUUUUUGCCAGUUGUGCUCUUGGUUCACAUGGUAUUGCUGUACCAGAACUCUUACAAACACCAUGGAAACUGUUCUCACUGUAAUUGCUCUUUUCUACUACCCUUUGGAAGGGUCAAAGUCUAUGAACAGUGUCAAGUACUCAUCCCUGGUGGCACUUGCCUUCAUAAUUCGCCCCACAGCAGUCAUUCCAUGGAUACCUUUGCUCUUCAGACAUUUCUGGCAAGCACAGAGAAAGCUUGAUCUUAUUCUACAUCAGUUUUUACCUGUUGGAUUUGUCACUUUGAGUUGGUCUCUGAUAAUUGAUCGUAUAUUUUUUGGUCAAUGGACUCUGGUUCAAUAUAAUUUUUUGAAAUUUAACGUGCUGCAGAAUUUGGGGACAUUUUAUGGUUCUCAUCCAUGGCAUUGGUACUUCAGUCAAGGAUUUCCAGUUGUUUUGGGUACUCACCUACCCUUCUUUAUUCAUGGCUGCUUUCUAGCCCCAAAGAGGUACCGGAUACUUUUGGUGACUGUACUGUGGACACUUCUGAUUUAUAGCAUGUUGAGCCACAAAGAAUUCAGGUUUAUCUAUCCAGUUUUACCAUUCUGUAUGGUGUUCUGUGGGUAUUCACUAAACCACCUGAAAAUGUGGAAGAAACCAGCUCUAAGUUUCCUGUUUUUAUCAAAUAUGCUCCUUGCCCUCUAUACUGGUUUAGUUCAUCAAAGAGGUACUCUUGAUGUCAUGACUCAUAUUCAAGAACUCGGAUACAACAAUCUCAAUAAAUCUGCAGCUUCAGUAUUUGUAAUGAUGCCUUGCCACUCUACUCCUUUUUAUAGCCAUGUCCACCACCCACUUCCGAUGAGAUUUCUCCAGUGUCCCCCAGACCUAACUGGAAAAAGUCAGUAUCUUGAUGAAGCAGAUGUAUUUUAUCAAAAUCCCUUAAGCUGGUUGUAUAAAGAGUUUCACAACAAUUCAACGUUGCCUACUUACUUGAUCAUUUUCAACGUUUUGGAAGAGGAAAUCAGUGCUUUCCUAAUUUCAAGAAACUAUGAGAGAACUGCUAUUUUCUUCCACACUCACUUGCCAGAGGGUCGAACCGGAAGUCACAUAUACAUCUAUGAACGGAAGUUAAAAGGGAAACUCUAUAGAAGAUGAAAUUCUGAACUGUUUUUAGAUCUUUCCCAGAGAAAAAGACACUGCUCGGUAAAAAUAUUCAGAUGCUGCUUAAAUACACUAGUAAACUCCGGGUAAGAUUCAUGGAACUAGCAAAACACCUCUGAACUGCUCUACCAAAUAUUACUACUGAGGAAAUGUACGAAAAUUAUCACAAAAUAUAAAAUUGUAUUAAUAUAAUGCCCAGAUUUUAAAUAAAGACCUUUAGUUUUCCUCA